Molecule: messenger RNA, 1527 nt
Organism: Penicillium roqueforti
Lineage: Eukaryota; Fungi; Ascomycota; Eurotiomycetes; Eurotiales; Aspergillaceae
Product: CAZyme family GH76
Exons: 4
Coding region: 1-1527 (508 amino acids)
Biological process (GO): fungal-type cell wall biogenesis; carbohydrate catabolic process
Molecular function (GO): mannan endo-1,6-alpha-mannosidase activity
Source: RefSeq, a predicted model, not a curated record
AUGAUUUACUGCCACCUAGGCUACGCGGCAUGGUUAAUGAGCAGCCUCACGAGGGUUUCUGCUAUUGAUUUAGAUAUCAAUAGCACAGAAUCAAUUCAAAAUGCUGCGACAAUCCAAGUCACGAACCUUCUCAGCAAUUCUACCAUCGACGGCAGCGUGAGCCCUCUAAGCGAUGAUCCUUUUCACGGUGUAAAGGAUGAGGCAUCGGUAUACAUUACUUUGCUCGCUUUCUGGGACACGACCAAGAACAGUAAUUACAACAACCUCGUCAUUGACCGCAUGGACAGCCAAAGACCAACAAUAUUCAAUUCGAGCUACAAUUCAACCAACACAAGACCAAGCACCGCUAUCUGGGGUCUAGCCGCUAUGACCGCCGCAGAAGUAGGCUUUCCGACCGAUUCGUCGGAGUCUUGGUUUAAUUGCGCUGUAAAUCUGCACAGCAAACUCAUGUGGAAAAGCGGUCACUUUUGUACCGAUGGGCUUUCACCAGACUCCCAAAACCUCAUCGGGCAACAGUUUGGGUACCUUACUGGUACAUAUUUCCAGCUAACUUCCCGAAUUGCUUACGCUUCGUCGGGGGAGCAACGACGUUUUUUUGCGGAUCGGGCUUCGGCUGUUUGGUCGUGGAGCGUGAAAAAUCACAUCCUGAACGAGAGCGAUUGGACGAUCAAUUCCCUUGUUGCUGGGAUGGAUAACAAUACUGCUUGUUUUGUAUUGAAGGAUUGGAGGUUAGCAUCCUCUUAUGGACUGUGGCUGAGCGGCGCUGCGUAUAUGUUCAAAAUGACGGAUACUGAUCUAUGGAAAACAAGAGUCGAAGGCCUAUUGGACAACACCUUAACAUCAUUUUUCACCCGGAACAUGAUAGUGGAAGUAGGGGAUCUGGUUGAUGGACUUGGUGCGGUGAACCAGGCCCGAUAUUCAACAGAGGCAGAGGUCGCCAACAGGAUCAAUGCUAAACUACGCCGCACAGCCAUCACGCUAGCACAGCAAUGCGGCGGGACAAGCAAUCAUACUGUAUGCGGCUCAGACUGGACCUCUUCUGUUUAUGACUACGCCCCCAGCUUCGGGAACACAUUGAACGUCGUGAAUAUCCUGGUGUCCAAUCUGAUAAUUUCACAGACUUCCGGUAGUGUUGCAAAUAACACAGAAAACGACAGUGGCGCUGCUUCCAAAGCCAAUGACACGUCUACCGGUGGCGGUGACAGUGAUAAAAUUUCUGACGGAGUAAUCGCGAGUGCAGUUGUUGGCAGUGUCGGUGGCGCCGCACUCAUUAUUGGCGCUAUCUCCUGGGGCUUCCGCAAAUGGAAAGAUCAGACUUAUGAUGCCGUCCGAAAGGAUGAGCCCGGAAAAAAGGGAUACACCGGGGGGUCACAGUCAGACCCUGCCGAUCAUUUGUAUGGCCAUAGCACUGUUACUGAUCAAGUGCACGGGGGGCUAAUUCAAGAGGUACCCAAUAAUGGUAUUGCGGAAUUGCACGAAGAAGCUGCUACCACACUUUCAAGCAACGUGCGACAUGAAUUGGCUUGA